Molecule: messenger RNA, 1149 nt
Organism: Oncorhynchus mykiss (rainbow trout)
Lineage: Eukaryota; Metazoa; Chordata; Actinopteri; Salmoniformes; Salmonidae
Source: RefSeq, a predicted model, not a curated record
AUGUGUGUGUGUGUCUGGAUACUCCAAAAUAGAGAUGCUACUCUGCUGCUGUUCAAAGACCCCCACAGACCACUGGACCACCACACGACCACCACAGACCACAGGACCACCACAGACCACAGGACCACCACAGACCACAGGACCACCACACGACCACCACAGACCACAGGACCACCACACAACCACCACAGACCACAGGACCACAGGACCACCACACGACCACCACACGACCACCACAGACCACAGGACCACCACAGACCACUGGACCACCACUGGACCACCACAGACCACAGGACCACCACACGACCACCACAGACCACAGACCACAGGACCACCACAGACCACAGGACCACCACACGACCACCACAGGACCACCACAGACCACAGACCACAGGACCACCACAGACCACAGGACCAGAGGACCACCGGAGCACAGGACCACAGGAACAUCACAGGACCACAGGAACAUCACAGGACCACAGGAACAUCACAGGACCACAGGAACAUCACUGGACCACAGGAACAUCACAGAACCACAGGAACAUCACAGAACCACAGGAACAUCACAGGACCACAGGAACAUCACAGGACCACAGGACCAUAGGAACAUCACAGGACCACAUGACCACAGGAACAUCACAGGACCACAGGAACAUCACAAGGCCACAGGCACAUCACAGGACCACAGGACCACAGGAACAUCACUGGACCACAGGAACAUCACAGAACCACAGGAACAUCACUGGACCACAGGAACAUCACAGAACCACAGGAACAUCACAGGGCCACAGGCACAUCACAGGACCACAGGACCAUAGGAACAUCACAGGACCACAGGCACAUCACAGGACCACAGGAACAUCACAGGACCACAUGACCACAGGAACAUCACAGGAGCACAGGAACAUCACAGGACCAUCACAGGACCAUAGGAACAUCAGAGGACCACAGGAACAUCACAGGACCACAGGCACAUCACAGAACCACAGGACCACAGGACCACAGAACCACAGGAACAUCACAGGACCACAGGACCACAGAACCACAGGAACAUCACAGGACCACAGGACCACAGAACCUCAGGACCACAGAACCACAGGAACAUCACAGAACCACAGGAUACUGGAGGUUAAGAAUGGAAGAGUGUGA